GUUUGACAAUAUGAUUGGUGGGUCCCACUGUUUAUCUCAUUUUUUACCGAUAUUUGAUGACCAACUUGUUUGCCCUAGUUCAGAGUUUUCAAAGUUGGGGGUUAGGGUUCUCUUCAAUUCAAAACCACAAUACCACAAGGCUUUCUCUCAUUCCUGCAAUUCCUUCUUGAAAUUAGUCGAGGGGAAAAGAUUGUGGGUGUUUGUGAGUUUAUUCGCAUGGAAUCUUCCUCUAAUUCUGGAGGUGGACCUGGUCGAGCCUCUGCUGGUGCAAGUGAUGGUGCAAUGGCGAGAACAGUUGUGAGGGAUGUUGGGUUGGUUGAGCACAACUAUGAAGGUCCUCAAAUGUACUGUGAUUGUGGCUUCAAGGCACCAAGGUGGACUUCAUGGAGACCAUGGAGCAUUGGGAGACGAUUUUAUGGUUGCCGGCACUUCUUGAAUGAGGAUUUAAAGUGCCCGUAUUUUGUUUGGCAUGACUUGGAAUUGUCCCAUGAGAGAGCCAUUGAGCUACUAAAGUUGUUGAUAACCGAGAAAAAGGCUCUUACAACAGAAAAUUCAGUAUUGAGAAGGCAAUUAAGAAACAGAGUGAAUGGAGGUGCAGUUGUUGAGUCAAGCCACACCAUUUCUACAACAGCUGAGGACACCAUACAAAAAUUUGAUGAAAUUAUUGAGAAAACUGUGGCAAAUGCUAUGAAUGAUAUUGUUGAAAGGAAAUUUGAUGUCUUAAUUGCAGCCUCUGUUGGUGUUGAGCUCAAAAAAUUAAUGGUUCAUAUUGUAUUUGGUGUCUUUAUUAUAAUGGUUGUGUAUUUGAUGUUUUGGGUGUUGUUCUAAGUGGGUAGGUGGUGUUUCAAGCGUAAAUGUAUGGCCCUUCUUUUGGUGUUUUGUGGUCAUAUGUGAUGACCAAAAUUUUGGAAGCUUUGAGAACAUGCCUAUAAACCAUUGUAAUGUAAUUGAAUAAGUUAUGCAGCAAUGGAAAAAGGGCUCUUCUCCAUUUGUAAAGCUAUUUGUAAAUCAAGACAUAAAUAAUAAAUACUUAGGUUUUUG
Molecule: messenger RNA, 1041 nt
Organism: Rubroshorea leprosula
Lineage: Eukaryota; Viridiplantae; Streptophyta; Magnoliopsida; Malvales; Dipterocarpaceae
Source: the annotation of a GenBank genome assembly